Molecule: messenger RNA, 894 nt
Organism: Penicillium olsonii
Lineage: Eukaryota; Fungi; Ascomycota; Eurotiomycetes; Eurotiales; Aspergillaceae
Source: the annotation of a GenBank genome assembly
AUGACUACCAAAGUUGCUUUAAUUACCGGCGGAGCCAGCGGAUUGGGCUUGGCCGUAGCACAAACAUUGUUAGCCAAGGAAUCACCCAACGAAUGGUGGGUUAACAUUCUCGAUAUUGAUGAAGAGCGCGGCACCCAAGUAGCCUCCGAAUUGCCACGAACAACCUUCCACCGCGCCAAUGUGACCAAAUACAGCGAGCUGAGCGCCGCGUUCCAGGGCGCCUAUGAUCAAUUCAAGCGGGUGGACUUUGUAUUCGCCAAUGCCGGCCUCGUGGAGCGCAAUAACUUUUACGCUCUCCUCGAUGCCCAGGAAGAUCAGGCCGACAGCCCGCCGAAAGAGCCGGUUGACCUGCUACCCAUCGACGUGGAUUUGAAGGGGGUGAUUCUGACGACCUACCUAUCCCAACAUUACUUCCGCCACUCGCCUCACAAGGGCCAAGGCGCUAGCCUGGUUAUGACGGCUAGUUGCUGUGGCCUGUACCCGGCCUUUUACUGUCCGUUGUACACGGCCGCUAAAUCUGGCGUGGUGGGCUUCAUGAGGGCCGUUGCGCUGCAUUUCAAGGCCAGCGGAAUCCGCGUCAAUGCAAUCUGCCCGAGUAUCAUCCGCACCAAUCUGGUUGACUCGGCUGGUUGGGAUAGCUUCCCGCCGAAUCGAUUCGUCGAAGUGGACAGCGUAGCCCGCUUGGUUUCUGCGCUGGAAGGCGAAAAGCAGGGGCUGACUGAUGCUACUGGCAAGCAUUUGAAGUUGGAAGAGCUUUAUGGAACGGCAGUCGAGAUCUCAGACGCUGGAUUCUAUUUCCGAUCGCAGCAUGAGUUCUGCGACGAGGGGAUGCGUGAAGUGAUGGGCGCGACGGUCCUUGAGAAUCAGGUGGGGGCGAUUUUGAACGCUGAUUGA